Molecule: messenger RNA, 2826 nt
Organism: Trichophyton rubrum CBS 118892
Lineage: Eukaryota; Fungi; Ascomycota; Eurotiomycetes; Onygenales; Arthrodermataceae
Exons: 13
Coding region: 1-2826 (941 amino acids)
Biological process (GO): intracellular potassium ion homeostasis; intracellular sodium ion homeostasis; sodium ion export across plasma membrane
Cellular component (GO): membrane
Molecular function (GO): ATP binding; P-type sodium:potassium-exchanging transporter activity; ATP hydrolysis activity
Source: RefSeq, a predicted model, not a curated record
AUGGGGUACUUCUUCGGCGGAUUUGGUAUACUGCUCUUGACUGGAUGCAUCCUUGUCUUUAUCGCCUGGAAGCCCCUGGGAGACCCCCCAGCCCUUGCAAACCUCGCACUAGCUAUUGUAUUGUUGGCAGUCUUCUUCAUCCAGGCUGGUUUUAAUGCCUGGCAGGAUUGGUCAUCCUCAAGGGUCAUGGCCUCUAUUACCACGAUGCUUCCUGAUGACUGUACAGCCGUUAGGGACUCUGCUACUGUUGUGAUGUCUGCUGUUGAGCUUGUGCCCGGAGAUGUGAUCAAAAUUAAACAGGGGAAUAAGCUGCCUUGCGAUAUUCGGUUUGUCGAGGUAUCGUCCGAUGCUAAGUUCGAUAGGUCAAUACUCACAGGUGAAUCGGAGCCCGUGGAUGGCACAGUCGAGUCUACGGAUAAGAACUUCCUAGAAACUCGAUGCAUUGGCCUCCAAGGGACACACUGCGUUUCAGGUACCGCCACUGGCAUAUGUAUUGCAACUGGAGAUAAAACCGUCUUUGGUCGCAUUGCCAACCUGACGAGCAAACCAAAUCGUGGACUCACACCGAUUCAGAAGGAGAUACUACGCUUCGUCUUGAUUAUCAUUAGCUUUAUCGCCUCUGUUGUCAUUCUGGUUGUGGUUGUCUGGGCUGCAUGGUUGAGGAAAUCUCAUCCAAACUGGAUCAAUGUGCCACUGCUCAUAGUCAAUUGUGUGAGUGUCGGUAUAGCUUUUGUUCCAGAGGGCCUUCCCGUUGCUGUCGCCCUGAGCCUUACAAUUGGAGCGAAAAUCAUGAGAAAGAAUAAUAUUCUUUGCAAAUCUCUUGCUACGGUAGAAACACUUGGAUCAGUCUCCGUGAUCUGCUCUGAUAAGACAGGUACUUUGACUAAGAAUGAAAUGUUUGUUACCGACUGCUUUGCUGGCGGGCAUGAAUACAGGGCAGACGACGUCAAAAAGUUCCAUGGUACCGCGUGUGAAGGCUCUAAUUUUGCUAAUAAUGCCCUGGAGCGCACGCAGGUACUUGGUGCUCUAUGCAAUGCAGCUGAAAUAGAUGCAUCUACUCUCAGGCUUCCUGCGCAGUCAAUGAAAAUACACGGAGAUCCUACUGACCAAGCCAUUCUGCGAUUCUCCGAGUCUCUGGAGCCUACUAAGAAACUAAAGAUGAAGUGGAGAAAGGCCUUCGAGAUCGCCUUCAGCAGUAAAAACAAGUACAUGGUCCGAGUUAUGGCUCCCGUUCCAUCAGCAGAUACAGAAAACGCCGAAAAACAUACAGACAUGGAACUUUCGAUAAAAGGGGCUCCAGAUAUCCUGUUACCACGCUGUCGUACGAUUCUUAAGAGUGAUGGCUCUAUUGCUGCGUUAUCUGACAUGGACAGAGAGUCUAUCGAAAGAACAAAGGACAAAUGGUCUCGCGAAGGAAAGAGAGUGAUACUACUUGCGAGGAAAGACGUCACCCAGGCUGCCGAAGAUAGCCUAAAAAUGGCACAGCCUGAAAAGUCCAUCAUGGAUUACGCGAAAUCCGAUCUUACUUUUGUUGGAAUGUGGGCAUUGAUUGACCCUCUGAGAGAUGAAAUACCGGAAGUGAUUAAAACUUUACGUGGCGCUGGUAUCAGGAUAGUAAUGGUUACAGGAGAUUUUAAACUCACGGCUCAAGCCAUUGCGGUAGAUUGUGGGAUAAUCAAAUCCUUAAAUUCAGUAGUUCAUUCCAUUGAUAACUUACGCCGCGAUUUUGAAAUGGAACAACAGAACCAACGUGAACAGCGAACUCCACUCGUAAUCAGUGGCCCUGAGCUUAUCACUCUCAAUGACAAGCAGUGGGAUCAACUCUGCACAUAUGAGGAAAUUGUCUUUGCUCGUACUACCCCUGACCAGAAACUGCGAAUUGUGAAGGAAUUCCAGUCCCGAGGAAAAAUAGUGGCAAUGACAGGCGAUGGUGUGAAUGAUGCACCGGCUCUGAAAGCUGCGGAUGUCGGAGUAGCGCUAGGUAGCGGAUCUGACAUAGCCAUCGAAGCUGCCGACAUGGUCCUGUUGGACUCAUUUGCCGCUAUUGUCGAGGCCGUCAAAUAUGGCCGCGUCACUUUCGACAAUUUGAAGAAGACUAUCUGCUACCUUCUACCGGCAGGGAGUUUUAGUGAACUUUGGCCUGUUCUGGCAAACACUUUCCUCGGUAUCCCUCAGGCCUUGUCUUCGUUUCUCAUGGUCAUUAUAUGCUUGUUUACAGAUGCUGCUGGGGCAAUUACCUUAUCCUACGAACAGCCGGAGAUGGAUGUCCUCCUUCGGCCUCCUCGCAACCAGAAGACAGACCGAUUAGUCAACGGUCGUUUCAUUCUGCAUGCAUAUGGCUUUAUUGGUGUGUAUGAGUGUCUACUCUCAUUCGUCAUGGCUUUCUGGUAUAUGUCUAGGCGCGGCAUUCCAUUCAGCGCCAUGCUUCUCAAAUUCGGCAAACUGGACCCUCAAUAUGACCCGGCAUAUGUCACCGAAAUAUCCAACAAAGCAUCUUCAAUCUACUUCGUCAACCUCGUCAUUUUGCAGUUCUUCAAUUUGCUGGCCACUCGAACUAGACGACUAAGCAUCUUCCAGCAGCCUCCAAUAUUUAACAAGAAAACACAGAAUCCUCUCCUUUUCGCCGCUAUGCUGUUUUCUCUCAUGAUUAUCUUCAUCUUCUGUUACAUCCCUGGAAUUCAGAACACAGUCGCUACGACAAGUGUUCCAGUGGAACAUUUCUUCCUUCCUAUCGCAUUUGGACUUGGCCUUCUUCUGCUUGAUGAGACAAGGAAGUAUUUUGUUCGUAGUCAUCCGAAAGGCCUAUUGGCGAAGCUUUCCUGGUAG